Blepharisma stoltei is the source of this 2779-nucleotide messenger RNA. NCBI's taxonomy places the organism in Eukaryota, Ciliophora, Heterotrichea, Heterotrichida, Blepharismidae. The record is from the annotation of a GenBank genome assembly.
AUGGGAGGUUGCUGCUCUAAAAAGAAGCCAGCCAAACACGUGCAAGCAGUGCCAAAGGCAGAUAUUGAUUUUGAACUGAGACAAAGAGUUAUUUCUAAAAAUCUUACCCGCAAACAAGCCCAAGAAAUUAUUAGUUAUAACAAGAAAUUCUGCAUCCAGCAAUUUAUUAUGAGCUCAAACUCGGAAAUCAUAAAUAAGCGCAACCCUAAGAGCCAAGAAGAAACCGAGAGCUACCUCAUCUGUAAACUAAAAGAAUUAAUCGAAAAUUUCAAAAAAUCAUUUUGCCAAGGAAAGCAAGGAGAAAAUGUUCCCUAUGACGAUAUUCUUAAAUCUUCAGAAGAGGUUAAAAAUGAAAUCAAAGGAGUCUUCCCUUAUUUUCAUUUCUAUAAUGACUUAUACUCAUUUGAAGCAUGUGGCGAGCUAAAAUGGAGACUUGUAAAGGAUGAAUUAUUAGAAAAGAAAAAGAAGAAAGAAACCAUCAUUAAAUUAUUUUUGGAAAAUGCUAAAGGUUCUUAUAUUGAGAAAGGAAGAAAGGAGCUGGAAGAGAUCAUUGAUUGAGCUUAUCAAUCGAAAGGAAAUAUGAAGGAGCAGAAUUUAUUAAAAAGAUUUAAAGAACAAGCAGCAAGGGAAAGGACUGUUUUAAAAGAGUAUAGAGAAAAGGCAGAUGUAAUUAGAGAUAGUGUGAUUAGCUUAUAUUUAGAUCCAAUGUCCCCAAAAAGUGUGGUAAAAGAAAUUAAUGAAGAAAGCAUUGAAAUCAAAGUUGAGGAUCUGGAAGAAGAAAAAUAUGAUAUGCAUAAAGACAAAGAAGUUAAAAAGGACAAAAAAUUAGAGGACAUGAAAGAAGAAAAUAAAGGGCAAAGGGAAGAGCUGAAAAGUGAAAAUAUCUUAGCACAUAAACUGCCAAGUAAAGAGGAUAGCUUACCGAAAGGGAUAGAAAACAAGCAUGGGAAAAGAUUAGCAAUGCUGGAUAUAAGGGUUGAAGAGCAUGAUUUCAUUUCAGAAGAUGAAAGGAAAAGUGAAGUGAAUGAGAGCAAGAAACAGAUGAAGGCAUCAAUAAAAUCGAGUUCUAAAAUCAAGAUGCCUAUUAUGGUUGAAAAAGAAAAUGCUAAAUCAGACUCCAUUAAAGAAAAAAGCUUUUCUAUUAAGAAAAGUAGCCAAGAUGCACUUAAAGAGGAAAAUAAUAAGGCUUCAUUAAGCCAAGUUGAUACCACUAAUGAGGAAAAAGAGAUUAAAAAUAAAUCGUUUAAGAAAAGCAAGACAAAUAAAGAACUUAGCAAGCAAUUAAAUAUGCAAGAAAUUAAUGAUUCAAAAGAAAAUCAAGAAAUUAUAAAUGAGAAAGGCAUAUACAUAAAAUGGCCGGAGACGAGCGACCCGUCCCUUCGUGGCGGGUGUCCUUAUGUAUACCGGACGUGGUUUUUGGAUGCGGAGAGCUACUCAAGGGAAGAGUUAGCCUCGAGGCGAGAGGCCCAGCCCAAUUUCCGCUGAUUUUGGGACUUGACCCGGGCAGCAGUUUUUCGCAUUCUUUUUGCCAGUAGCGCCGAGGCCCAGACUCGGUGUCCGAAAGAGGCAGGGUGAGUUACCUGCCUAGGCUACUUGGUGGCUUAGCCCCGAAUCCCGCAAGGGGUUGAGUUCUUUCUUGGAGAUGAUCCGGGAAAGAGGGGAGGCGAAGCUAGACUAGAACUCAAGGGCGCAAAGUCUCUCCAGCUAAAAGGGUCCUCUCAGGAGGGCGAUCUGGCCAACCGGAGGCAAAGACUGGCGUAACUCGGGGCGGAAGGCUGAGUUGGAAAUGGUGGUGCCCAGCGACAGUCGGCUGACGACUCAAUAGGGCAGCCCACUACCGAGAAACCGGGGGUUUCGGCCCGGGCUCAGAGAGCCAGUGAUGGAAGUCCAUCCUUUUCGCUCGUGCUAGCACGGCUCCCCAAGGAGCGCGGAGGAAUGUCACGCUUGGAAGUAGGGACUAUAAAUACACAGCAUAUCUAAUCUAAUCUAAUCUAAUCUAAUCUAAUAAUAAAAUGAGAAAGGCGAUCACUUGCGACGUGAACAUAAAGAUAAUUCAGUUAUUUCAAAAACUGAACAUUUAGAGGAGCAAAAAGUAAAAAAAAAUAUUUCUCUUUCAAAUAAAUCAAAUAUCCCGCUGCCUGACUCACAAGUAUCAAAUAAGUUAAAUCCCCCUCCUCCUCCACCUCCACCUCCCCUUCCAAAUAAAUCAAAUCCGCCACCACCGGCUCCAUCUAAUUCUAAUAAAUCAAAUCCCCCACCUCCUCCUUCUCAUAAAUCAAAUCCUCCACCUCCGCCACCACCACCACCACCACUACCUAAUAAAUCAAAUCCCCCGCCACCUCCUCCACUUCCCAACAAAUCCAGUCCUCCCCCGCCUCCACCUCUUCCAAAUAAAUCAAAUCCUCCACCACCUCCGCCCCUGCCCCCGCUCCCCAGCAAGUCAAAUCCUCCAAAAGUCACAUUAUCCUCUAUAAAUCUCAAAAAGCCCUCAACAGAGCCCGAAAAAUCUCCCCUCGCACGAGCUUUAGAUUCCUUCCCAGACAAAGAAAAGCCUCCAGCCCCCAAAGGUGACGAUUUUCUAUCUGAACUAAAGAAUCGUCUUCAAAACAGAUCAAAUGUCCCUGUAAUCCAAUCUCCACAGGAGAAGUUAAAAGAAGAAAUGAGUAAACGCUUCAAUGAAAUCCACAACAAAACUAUAAAAGGUGUAGGAAUUUUGAGCCAAGCCAAAGCUAAUCCAUAUGGUGACGUGGAAAGUAGCAGUGAUUCAUUUUCAGAUUAA